Ixodes scapularis (black-legged tick) is the source of this 4376-nucleotide messenger RNA. RefSeq names its product protein turtle (gene tutl). Gene Ontology annotation, biological process: cell-cell adhesion. Gene Ontology annotation, molecular function: protein binding. The record is from RefSeq and is a predicted model, not a curated record. NCBI's taxonomy places the organism in Eukaryota, Metazoa, Arthropoda, Arachnida, Ixodida, Ixodidae. The transcript is spliced from 17 exons. Bases 211 to 3390 code for a protein of 1059 amino acids.
GGUGUGAUGUUAGCUGCGUGCUGAUUGGCUCCCGUGUUGUCUCGUCAAAUGCGCUACGAUUGGCUGGCGAGGUAGCGUUGCGGUUUGUGGACCCCGGCAAAUGUUGGAAAUCCAAGUCGUCCUGGAAGAGAACUUCCCUCUGGGCAGCAGUGGUUAUACCUAGGUUAUUCCAAGGAGAACGUUUGUUUUCGUCCCAGGGAUCCCGAUGAGAUGAUUGUGAAGAAAACAUGCCUACUAGUGGCUCUUCUCGUCUCUCUGCGGACCUCCGACCCAGGGGCAUCAGGGUCCCCCUCUGCGGCGGCGGUGUCGUCCCUGGGACCGGACCCCGAGCACAUGACUGCUUUGCUGGGGCAGGACGUGAUCCUGCACUGCCCCUUUGAGUACCCUGAUGGGCUGCCUGUGCCCUACCUGGUCCAGUGGCACAAGAAGGACCACAAGAUACCCAUAUACAUCUGGUACGACGGGUACCCACCGCAUGCGGCCGACGACUACAAGGAGCGCAUCUCGCUGUCGGGCCAGUCGUCUCUCAACCUGACGAGCGUGCGGGAAACGGACAAGGGCUGGUAUGAGUGCAAGGUGUUCUUCCUCAACCGAGAGACGAUCCGCAACGGCACCUGGAUCUACCUCGACGUGCUCGCGCCCCCGCACUUCAAGGCCAAGCCUGAGCAGGUGAUCUACGUGAAGGUGGGCGAGUCGGUGGUGCUGCCCUGCGAGGCUGAGGGAACGCCUCCCCCCACCAUCAUCUGGUAUAAGGACAACCUCCCCCUGGAGGAAGGGAGCAGUGUGCAGAUCCACCCGACGGAGUUGCGCAUCUCCAACCUCCGGCAGACGGACGUCGGGGACUACAUGUGUAUGGCACGCAACAGCGAGGGCAGCGACACGGCCGUUUCCAAAGUCAUUGUGGCAGGACCCGCCGUGAUCACGACGCCUCCGCAGAACCUGACCAAGUUGGAGGGAAACUUUGCUGAGUUUGUGUGCGAGGCGCGGGCGUUGCCGUCCAACAUCACGCACCGCUGGUUCUACAACGGCGUGGAGAUCUCCAAGCUGACGUGGCUGCAGACGCGCACGCUGGUGCGCCAAGAUGGCACCCUCUUCAUCAACCCGACAGCGGCCGAUGACUCCGGCUUCUACACGUGCGAGAUCUCCAACGGCAUAGGCAAUCCCGAGUCGGCCACCGCCUACCUCAACAUUGAAUACCCGGCCCGUGUGAAUUUCACACCGGCGUUCCAGUACAUGCCGCUGAACCUGUCCGGCAUAGUGCGGUGCUACAUCCAGGCCAACCCGGCCAUUCAAUUUGUGACCUGGUUCAAGGACAACCGGCCCUUCGAGGCCAGCUCAGUCAAUGGGGUGGUGAACCUGAGCAACGGGUCACUCUUCUUCCAACGGGUCUCGUAUGAGCACCAGGGGCGCUACCUGUGCAGCCCCUUCAACAUCCAUUCCACGGGAGGCUCCUCUGCCGUCAUGGAGGUCCUUGUGAGAGAGCCUCCCAUGUUCUCGGUGAAGCCCAAGGAGCUGUACCAGCAGCCCCGCAACACGGAGGUGACCAUGCCCUGCGAGGGCAAGGGGCACCCUCCCCCAAGCGUCUCCUGGAGGAGGGCGGAUGGCAAGAAGCUUCCCAAGAACCGGCACGCGGUGAACAAGGGCAAGCUGACCAUCCGCAGUUUGCAGAAGGAGGACCAUGGCCGCUACGAGUGCGUCCUCCAGAACGACGUGGCAACUUUGGUCACCAGCACACUGCUGCUGGUUGAAAGUACCACGCCCCAUGCCCCCACCAACGUGUCGGUGAACACGAGCGCCUUUGCAGCUACGGUGUCCUGGCUGCCCGGAUACGACGGGGGACACCCGCAGACCUACGUGCUCUGGUACCGGCUGGUGGGGCAAGGGGACGCGGAGUGGCGCACGAUCCGCGUGUACCCGGACAACGCCAUCACCCUGACGAUCCACAACCUGCAGCCAGAGUCCCAGUACGAGUUUCAGGUGCUGUCGCGCAACGCCUUCGGGGACGGACUCUACUCAGACAUUGUGCGGGCCAACACGAGCAAGUGGAACUACAUUGAGGGGGCUUACCCAACAGAUGCCUAUGGCUCCACCUACAUCCCCACAGUGAACAGGACCCCAACAGUGCCGUCCCCCGACCCCCCGUCCCCGUCUCCCCCGGACCUCCCCUCUCCUCCGCCCCCCACGACCACCCCAGGCCCCAAGCCGUCGGCUCCCCGCAACGUGACGGUGCGGGAGACCCCUGCCGGGGUGCUGGUCACCUGGGUGCCGCCCCCAAACAGUUCGGUGCCCAUUGCCUUUUACUGCGUCGAGUACCGGUCCCCGGACAAGCCGUGGGCGCGGAGCACCAACAUCAUGACGGGCAGCGAGUACACCAUCACGGACCUUCCCGAAGGGACCAAGUUCUACAUUCGGGUGUCCGCCUUUUCCAUCACCUCCGCCUUUGAGCCCAGCCCCGAGAUACUGCUCACACUUGCAGGGUGCUGUGUUUCAGACCGGGGCCCCAAGUACAAGCGAGACCAAGCCAUCAUCUCGGGUGUGGUGGGCGGCGUGCUCUUCUUUAUUGUCGCCAUCAUCCUGUCCGUGUGCGCCGUCAAGAUAUGCAACAAGCGCAAGCGCAGGAAGGCCGAGAAAGCCUACAUGAUGGUGACAUGUCCGGUGGCAGACACCCGGAACGGUGGCCACUCCCAUGGCGGGAGUCCCGUGUCGUUGAAAAAACACCCGCAAGGCCGAGUACCAGGUGUAGCGCUGGCUGGGGGCCUGAGCCCUCCUCCCUGGUGGGGCCCUGAGCGGCCCCUGGCGAGCAGCCCCAGCGCCCAGCCGGGGCCCUUCCCGGACGACCUGAGCCCCGUGGCAGCGCCGGCCGACCGCUCCCUGCCCAGCACGGCCAGCGCCGCCUUCUCCAGCGUCCCGUCGCAAGAGCCCCCGCGGGGCUUCCGCCCCAUCCACGCCCCGGCAGGCCCCCGUCGGCGGCCCCCCGAGCGGCCCCUGGCCACGAGCAGCCCUCCGGACGCCAGCUACACCCGCGAGCGCCUGCUGGGAGCGGUGCAGCGGGUGCGCUGCUCGGGGCGGGCCCUGCGCCACAGCGCCCCCGAGCUAGGGCCCGAGGCGAGCGUGAGCAGUGCCUCCUCGGGCCGGGGCAGCUCGGCCGCCCGAGGCGACUCGCUGCAGGGCGAGCGGCCCCCACCCCGGCUCGACCAGUCGGUGGACGAGAACUACGAGUUCGACCCCGCCCUUAGCCCCGGCGAGGAGGAGGAUGCGGCCGAGCACGGCCUGAGCGACAGCGAGCUCUACGGCAGCUGGCACGCCGCCUGGGACAGCGCCGAGGCGCGCUGCGCCGCCCUCAAGCGGGAGUUCCUGCGGCGGCGGCGGCCCCUGGAGAGCGCCUGCUAGCCGUGCCAAAGACUCCUUCCUAGUCAUGGAAGCAAUAAGCCCUCAGGGACCCAGCUGAGCUCAAGCGGCAAUGACAACCCUGUACAGACCCACCCCCGUGAGGGGGCUCCGUUCGAAGCCACUGCUGGCCCAGGAAGCCACUGCCUGCCCACAAACUGCCGGGGAAACGAGAGAAAUGCAAUUUUCGUGCGUGUCACUGACAUAGUACAAGCUUUGUCCUCCGAGGUUGGGUUCCUUAGUAGCUCCCGCGCGUAUUUCCGGAUGUCCCGUCCGUUUGGCCGCGGAGGUCGCGAGGCGGGAUCUACGCGCGAUAUGCAUGUACAUACCAAACACACGAGACACGGAGCUGUAUAACGUUAGUCCCCAGAAGCACAGAAUCGUAGACACCAAACUUAUUUUACAGUCACACGUGUACCAUAAUACCCAACACACUCACACGCCACAGGUAACCGAGACGUAGGGGAACACGGUAGCUCUCUCUGUCCCGCACGUGCCCGGAGCGGGGGGGGACCGCUCCGGGUGCGGCCGCACAUUCCAACCUCACAAUAACGAGCUGCGUCUGCCUCCCGCCGUUCUGCAACGAGAGCCGUUCUCCUUUUUCUCAUGCAUCGAGGCUUUCGCAAAGUACGGGAGAGCCGUUGAGUUUGUAUUUAAGUGUUUCCCGCCCGCAGCAUUCAUCGCUCAGACGUCGGUAGGCCACUUUGGAGUACUUGCGCUUUAUUUAUGAGAUCCGUGCCCAGGAUCUUUGGGGGUGUGCAUGAUUUGGGAGUAUUUAUUUGUGUUCUAGCGUGUCUUUUGUGCAGGCACAUAGACUCGUUUGUGGCGCCUCGUCUAGGUGUGUCCUUUUAGGGCGGUAGCUGCUUGCCCCGCUCCUGCUCCGUACGCAAGAUGGGUUCUUACGUGCGCGCAGUUUGAUCUGUUUGUGGCAUUUGUCAGCAGUGAAAUCCUCUACUCUGCUGUUACAAAAUAAACAUGGUUUCUACACA